Molecule: messenger RNA, 3027 nt
Organism: Fibroporia radiculosa
Lineage: Eukaryota; Fungi; Basidiomycota; Agaricomycetes; Polyporales; Fibroporiaceae
Exons: 2
Coding region: 1-3027 (1008 amino acids)
Biological process (GO): mitotic spindle organization; regulation of cytokinesis; protein phosphorylation
Cellular component (GO): chromosome passenger complex; spindle microtubule; spindle midzone
Molecular function (GO): protein kinase activity; ATP binding
Source: RefSeq, a predicted model, not a curated record
AUGUACACACUCCUCACUGGUACCCUUCCAUUCGAUGACGAUGACGAGAGAGUCAUGAAGGACAAGGUUAUCAGUGGAGUCUUCGAGGAUCCGGAAUGGCUUUCAGAAGAGGCACGUGAUCUGGUCAAGGCGGUUCUACAUGUUGACCCGGAAAAACGACUUACGAUUGCCCAAAUGCUCGAACAUGGGUGGUUCACGUCGCGACCUGUCUUGCCGGUGCAGAUGAAUGCCUCCCGCAGCAGCCUGUCGAUUGCAUCUCGUCCGACCUCUCCUGUGGCCCUGCUGCAUCCGCCAUCUUCGAGUACGGACUCGCAGCUGCGGUCGGCAGUAUCAGGAAAAUCAGACUCAACAUAUCACUCUGCGUCGUCCGAGUUUCCAACAUCAGUGCCGACAACGCCUGAUCACGAUGUAUCCGAGGAUGUAUUUGGGGCCACGUCUUCUACCGUUCAUGUGCCAAAGAUAAAUGGCGUAAGUUAUGACUCCGAGACUCCGGAGCCGCCCCCACCACGGCCGUCGUUCCCUCGGCAUGGUUCCAAUUCAACAUCCAACAAGGUUCCGCCAGCGCUACCUACACGUACUCCUGCACGCACGAAGCGUCGUUCAGUGUCGUCUACCCUCUCUGAUCCAUCUACGCCCACAUUCGAGAAAUCUGCUGGUUCUUCUCUUCCCCAGGAUUUCUCUUCAAUUUUACAAACUCCUGCGCCGCUGAUCUUCUCGACAGCUCUCGAGCGUGAUCUGUUGAACUCAAUGAGUGCCCUCGGUCUGGAUACAGGUCAGAUUGUUCAUUCCGUGCUUAGCGAUGCGUGUGACGCUACGGGUGCCCUGUGGUGGAUGUUGAAACGCAAAGCGGAAAAGCGAAUGCAGGAGGAGGGAGACAACAAAGCUGUUGUGGAUACGAUGGAAACAGAUAUACCAGAAGAAACGAAACAGAAGGCGCCGCCGAGGCCGAAGGAACGCAAGACUUCAGUAUCUGCCUGCCGAUCUGCCUGCGAUACUCCCCCUUCUUCUGCAGUCCAAACCGUGUUAUCGCAGACGCAUUCUGCUCCUGAAUUGCAACUUAUUCCUCCUACUCCCACGGCCGCAGUAACAGCACGUCCCGUUACCCCUCCCCGCACGAAAUCUCCCACUAAUCAGCUCCUGUCUCCGACACCCUCCAUGGCUGAGCUUUCUGUACGAUCACAUCCCUCGACACCCGGGGGUAGCCUCAAGGACAAAGAUCCGGGCUCCAAGCGGCGCGGCAACCGAUCUGGCAGCGUUAGCAUCAUGCAGCGAGCAACAACCGCAUUGGAAGCUGCCGGACUUGUGAGGAAGAAGUCUGCAGAGGGUGUACGAGAGGAGAAAGAGAAGGACAGGGAGCGGAGUUCUGAUAAACGAGCGGCCAGCGGCAGUGGCGAGGAGCCAAGAGCGUCGCAUGGGAGUGGCUCGAGCAAGCUUGCGAAGAGUCCUCCUAUGAAGUCGAAGGAUGCGCUUUUACCUGCCACACCCCCUCCCAGCCUUGACCAUAGCGUUCAAGGACAAGUAGGGUCCCCUUGGGUCAUGGCUAACACCAGGGGAUCACCUCCUCCGACUGGGACUGAUUCACCGCGAGAUACGCUAUCUGCGCUGCCGAACAUCGCUGGUAGUAAGACUUUGGGUAGCAGUCGUAAUCGCGCAAGUCUCCUGUCUGCGUUCCGGAUGUGGUUCAAGGAGGACCCUAAAGGAAAACGCAAGGAAGGCCCAGUACUUCCCUCACAGCCAGUGCAUGCUUAUCCGCAUUCUAUGACUAGUCCUGGCACAAAUUCUGCACCGGGGCGAGGCCGGGGCGCUGUGAAGCGUCGUGUGAGCGGAAGCCGCGGAAAGUUUCCAGCGGGAAGGCAAUCGGGGGGGCGUUCCAAGCGGACAUCGGUCUCGUCGCGGCGCUCAAGCAGUGUGAAUUCUCAUCGAUCAUCCAUCCAUUCCGCCAUGUUUCCGACUCUAGAAUCGCCUGGUUAUCCACCGGACCAGAUGGUCUCAAUGACGCGCAGAAGAAGUGAUGGAAGUCGGAGGUCGUUUGGCAGUCAUACGCCCAACUCAGAGCGCGAUGAUUUUUCAAGACCCCCCUCUAUUCAAAGUUUCACACAUCAACGACAUCGGAAAUCUCCUUCAGCGAGCUCGGCGGGGUCUAUGCAUCCGGGUCGCACGGCAUCGCCAUUAUCUAAAUAUCACAGGCGGGCUGGAUCGGGUUCAUCCACUCGUGUUGUUCGACAGGCGCCACAUAUCGCGCACUUGCGAUCAAAUUCUGCCUCGUCUGCGCACUCACUUGCAUCAUCUCGUCCUGGAUCUCUUUAUGAUCUUUCGGAGAGUGAUAGCCGGAGGAACAACUCACCUCAUAAGAGCUACUCACGGCGCUCAUUGGAAGAGACGCCAAGACGGAAUCAUACACCAACCACCUUCGUCGCUCAUAAGCGGCAGACGCCAUUUUCCAAUCCGAGUGGCAGUAAUAGUUACCUAAAUUCGCUAGGACGUUCCAGUUGGAAAAAGUCAUGGGGGUUGGAACCACCCGGCUGGCAAACACGAUCGGCGUACUCCGCUAUCGAAGUGCUCUCCAUCUCUCCUCCUCCAGAUAGCCAACAAGGGAUUAGAGACGUUUUCUCUAGGCGACAAUCCCUCAGCAUGGGUGAUGAGUCGGACUGGGUGGACGAAGAUGACGACGUCGCUGGAUAUGCAGGCGGGCUCGGGCAAAUGCCAACCUCUGCAGCUAGUGCAUCGCCGACGUUCGCACAUCAGCCUGACCCACCCUUACUGUCACCACCACCCAGGGGACAUGGCAUGCGCUCGGGAGUGAGCAAACGUUCGACGGCAAGUGCCGGGCUUACCGCCGUCGGUGCCGCUGGAAGAGGCACGCGAAGCAAAGGCGGUCGUUCUCCCGGUGGACGCAGCUCUCCGCUUCCCAACGAGACAUUUGAACAGCCAGAGCAACGAGGUGGUCGCAGGCAACUUCCACCUGGACGUUCGGGACCGGCCUUCCGCCAUCCGAUUCAAGAAGAAGAUGAGGGUGAAGAGGAGUAG